CUCACUCAGGUCGAAUGUUGGCUCAGCUCUCUGACAGAAUCACACAUCAACUCGAUGGUGUUAUGACAGUCGACAGCAACAAUGGACGCCAGCGGCGUGUACGUGCGGGAAAGAGGCAAGCUGCGUCGUGUCAGCAGCGACAUCGUCCUCAAGCCGGUGCCCUCCUCGCCUUCAAGUUCGUGCCGGCGGACCAACCCGCUGGUGCUUCGUAAGGAGCACUUCGUGUUCACGUACAACGCGGAGGGCAGCCUGCGCUACAGCAGCAAGUCGCUGUUCGACCUCGCGCUGCUCUUCGUGGCCGGCAACGUGCACCACGUCGACUCGCUGGUGGGCUUCCCGGAGCAGAUCGGCGACAGGCUGUUCGCCGCGGCCGAGGAGAACCGCGUGUUCUUGAAGCCGGACGUGUCCCCCAAAGCCUUGCGGCUCUUCUGCGACGCCUAUGGAGACAUGGUGCUCGGAUCCCUCUGCCUCAGGAACAGGUUUCCUCUACUGAGCGAGCGCAUGGCUGACAUCAAGACCUUCCAUAGUUUGAAACGUUUGGACCUGUUUGGCUGCCGACUGGGCGACGACCACGAGAUCUUCCAACACCUGACGUCCGCCUCGCUGGCGAGCUGCUUGAUUCAGCUUUUCAUCGGCGGCAACGGCCUGUCGGACGUCGGCCUGCAACGACUGACGGCGCCUGUGAGGAUGAUGAGGAAAGGACUGGACUGUCUUCAGUGCCUGGAUGUUUCAUACAACCCUAUCUCCGAAAGGGCUCUCCGCUACCUCAACUGUCUCCCUAAGCUUGAAAAACUGGAUGCAUCUGGCACCGGCAUGAAGUUUGGUACAAGACUGAAGUCUACCAUGUGGGAGCUGCUGGGCCUGACUUUUUCUGAGAAAGCGCUGGAAGCCUUUGACCACUCCGGAUGUAAAACACAAGGAUGGGCGGAACAGGUGGUAAACCAGUGGGAAACCAAUGGCGCGCAAAUGCCAAAACAGAAGAAACUUGAUGAGUCCAGAAUAUCAGCACUUCGCUUUUGGUCGCGGGCUUCUGGAGCCUAUCCCAGCUAUCUUCGGGCGGGAGGCGGGGUACACCCUGAACCGGUCACCAGCCAAUCGCAGGGCACAUAGAAACAGGCAACCAGUCGCACUCACAUUCACACCAACGGGCAAUUUAGUCUCCAAUCAACCUACCACGCAUGUUUUUGGGAUGUGGGAGGAAACCGGAGUGCCCGGAGAAAACCCACCCAGGCACGUGGAGAACAUGCAAACUCCACACAGGCGGGGCCGGGAUUUGAACCCCGGUCCCAAGAACUGUGAGGCAGAUGUGCUAACCAGUCGCCCACCGUGCCGGCCCUCAAGAAACAAUCAAUUUAAAAAAGUACUUUCAC
Messenger RNA from Phycodurus eques (leafy seadragon), 1370 nucleotides. It is a transcript of the gene lrrc42, whose product is annotated as leucine rich repeat containing 42. The transcript has 7 exons. The record is from RefSeq and is a predicted model, not a curated record. NCBI's taxonomy places the organism in Eukaryota, Metazoa, Chordata, Actinopteri, Syngnathiformes, Syngnathidae. Gene Ontology annotation, molecular function: protein binding. Bases 82 to 1110 code for a protein of 342 amino acids.